Molecule: messenger RNA, 1042 nt
Organism: Sipha flava (yellow sugarcane aphid)
Lineage: Eukaryota; Metazoa; Arthropoda; Insecta; Hemiptera; Aphididae
Product: ectonucleotide pyrophosphatase/phosphodiesterase family member 5-like
Exons: 6
Source: RefSeq, a predicted model, not a curated record
AUAAUUUUAUAAUUUCAGUUGAUGAUUAUCGAAAAAGAUGGAAGAAUAUGAAAGAUACUUACAACAGAUAUAGAAGAAAUAGAAAAUUAUAAAUGAGAUCAUCAGUACUGAGAAGACCAUCUAAAUGGGAAUUAUUAGAUGCACUAUCAUUUCUUGAAGUAGUUAUAUAUAAACGAGAAUGCAAAACGAGUACAGCGGAAACGGACGGUAUAGCGGCGUAAUGAUGUGGCCCGGAUCGGAAUUCCAAUAUCAAGGAAAAACACCAACUUAUGUUCAAAUAUACAACAAUACAAUGCCUUGGAAUUCUCGUGUGGACAAAAUCAUGUUAUGGAUUAAAAAUAGUUCUCAACCAGCGAAUCUAGUGUUUGCGUAUUUUGAAGAACCCGAUAAAACUUCUCAUAUGAAAGGAAUCAAUUCACCGGAUCUAAAAGUUCAAAUCUCUAGAGUUGAUGCAACAGUCAAGUACUUAUUAGACAAAAUUAAAGAAGAAAAUUUAGAAAACAAAAUGAAUCUGAUUAUUCUAAGCGAUCACGGGAUGGAUUCAGUCACGAAUAAUAGAACUAUACAUUUAGAUCAAUUAAUUUCCAAUAAAACCUACGAAUCUGUUAUUUCAGGACCCAAUGGAUUCAUACUACCAAAUCCUGGUAAAUUUGAAGAAAUUUAUCAAAAUCUUACAAGAAUUUCCAAUAAUUUGAGAACAUUUAGUGUUUAUAAAAAAGAUGAACUGCCGGUCCGGUGGCACAUGAAGAAUACAUCCAGAUUAAAUGGGAAAUUGUACAUAUUAGCGAAACCAGGUUACGCGUUUUGGAACAAUUUGUUUGAAUAUAUUCAAAAUAGUACAAGAUCGAUGACCUUCGAAUCGGGCACGCACGGAUACGACAACGAGGACCCCAGGAUGCGCGCCAUGUUCAUGGCUUCGGGGCCGGCGUUCCGGAAGAACACCACCGGCCAGCCGUUCGACAACGUGCACGUGUACCCGCUGAUCGCAAACGUGCUUGGUCUGAAGGAACCGGCCAGCGGUGUGCGGCCCGACCGGACGAUC